Messenger RNA from Suillus discolor, 1218 nucleotides. RefSeq lists its product as uncharacterized. The transcript has 5 exons. NCBI's taxonomy places the organism in Eukaryota, Fungi, Basidiomycota, Agaricomycetes, Boletales, Suillaceae. The record is from RefSeq and is a predicted model, not a curated record. Bases 1 to 1218 code for a protein of 405 amino acids.
AUGCAUGCCUAUGGCCACGAAUGGUCGUGCCAACUUGUUUACAACCCAUGCAUAUGCGAAGGCCUUGGCCUUUCAGACGGAGAAGGCACCGAGAGGCUAUGGUCAAGAUUUAUCCACUUGAUAGGUAUUCAGCGCUCCUCAUCUAGACAGCGUCGGUUAUGGCUACUUGACCGACAAGCUGCUGCCAUCGGUCUUGAGAUGCGCGCUGACCUCGGUGAUUGGAUCCGGCGUCGCCUUAAGCGGGGAAUUCAUGAACAAGGGACAGCUGCACAGACCACGCUGAGUGAGUGUGAUGCGACGAUUGAAGAUCUGCGACAUCAAUGGGCUCUGCAGCGACAUCACCAACGCCUCAUGGACAAAGUUGAUGUGUUAUAUGCUUCCCUCAACGUUCACGACAAGUUCCCUGAGCUGGAAGGAAUAAACAUCGAAUUUGUUCGGACACUUCUCUUGGCACGUGACCUCAAGAUCAACAUUCGGAAGCGUGCAAUUGGAAGCUUCUUUGAAUGGGACAAGCUCGAUCAUGCCGUCGGUGGCACACAACAAGCAUUAGGGAUGAAACUUCACCAGCAGACCCGAAAGGCCAUAUUGAAGCGACAACCAGCCUUGCUGGCUGCACUACGUAAAUUCAAUGGAUACUGCGAACACCUUGAAGAACUAUAUGAACCAGGCUGUGGUAUUCCUCUUCCAAUGCCUCUCCCCACCAAGCUGAAUGAACUCUGCAAUGAUCAAACACUGAUGGAGGAUAUUUGGAUCACGCCUUCAGUUGGGGAGGUUCCUCGUUGGCUGGAUGAUCAGGAUAUUCGUGAUGGGAUACGUGCUAUGUUAAAGCGCGAUAGAUGCAUCGAGCAGCGACGUCUUGGGCUAGAAGCUGACAAUCUUUGCAGGUGGUUUGGUGAUGAACUCGCUGCAAUAGAACUCGCCCUGCAGUUGCCUGAAAACAUCAGAUUUUCUAUCUUACUACGUCAGCGGUGGGAACAUCUCCAACAUCUUCAAAUCCGUUGGUCUAACCCACUUGCGUCAUCACUACGGUUUGAGUCCCGUGCAAAACAUGCUGAAUCGUUAGCGAUGCGGAUCUUAGGUGCUUCCAAAGACACUGCGCUUCACUGGAUUCCUCAAACAUCGAUAUCCUGUGCCACUACCCUGGAGGAGGGCGAAGAGGAGGGCGAAGAGGAUCCAGAGGUUAUCCUCCACCCGAGCACAUUGCCCUUGCUGACAUAA